This is a messenger RNA of Psammomys obesus (fat sand rat), 674 nucleotides long. It is a transcript of the gene Lalba, whose product is annotated as lactalbumin alpha. The transcript is spliced from 4 exons. Gene Ontology annotation, molecular function: lactose synthase activity; calcium ion binding. Gene Ontology annotation, biological process: lactose biosynthetic process. NCBI's taxonomy places the organism in Eukaryota, Metazoa, Chordata, Mammalia, Rodentia, Muridae. The coding region runs from base 1 to 426 and encodes 141 amino acids. The record is from RefSeq and is a predicted model, not a curated record.
AUGUGCCUCGCUCCUUUCUUCCUGGUGUGCCUUUUGUUCCCUGCCAUUCAAGCCACACAACUCACAAAAUGUGAAGUGGCCCAGGCCAUUAAAGACAUCGAUGGCCAUCAAGGCGUUAGCCUGCUCGAGUGGAUCUGCAUUUUAUUUCAUACCAGUGGCUAUGACACAAAAGCUGUAGUCAAGAACGAAGACGCCACAGAGUACGGACUGUUUCAGAUCAGCAACAAAUUCUGGUGCAAGAGCAGCGAGAUCCCAGAGUCGCAGAACAUCUGCGGCAUUUCCUGUGACAAGUUCCUGAAUGAUGACCUUACCGAUGACAUCGAGUGUGUCAAGAAGAUCCUGGCUUUCAAAGGCAUCGACAACUGGCCGGCCCACAAGCCCAUGUGCUCUCAAGAGCUGGAACAGUGGCGCUGCAGGAAGGUGUGAGGGCCUGACCCCGCCGCUCCCGCCUGACCCCGCCGCUCUGCCCUGUGUUCUGGAACUCCUCUUCCCGAAGGCUACCUCAGGCUGGCUCUUUCUAUCACCGUGAAGAUGAUCCAUCUCCGAGCCUGGUACCCUGUAGCGACACUGCUGGACUCUUGAGGACUUUUCUCGAUGGGUGUGUGGCUGGAGCGCUGGACCGCAGACCCUUGCUUAGGGACAGCGAGGGUCUUGAGGGUGUUUUUUUUUUCAUC